Boleophthalmus pectinirostris (great blue-spotted mudskipper) is the source of this 2196-nucleotide messenger RNA. RefSeq names its product YjeF N-terminal domain containing 3 (gene yjefn3). Gene Ontology annotation, cellular component: mitochondrion. NCBI's taxonomy places the organism in Eukaryota, Metazoa, Chordata, Actinopteri, Gobiiformes, Gobiidae. The record is from RefSeq and is a predicted model, not a curated record. The transcript has 9 exons. Bases 496 to 1245 code for a protein of 249 amino acids. Gene Ontology annotation, molecular function: NAD(P)HX epimerase activity.
CUAGUGCUAGGAGGAAACCCCCCGUAAAUGCGCCGUAUAUGUAGUUUUACCUUCAUGUGUAACAUCUGAACAAAAUUUGUAGUCUCUAAAUUUUCAGAGGCCAAUGACGGAAAGAUUUUAUUUUUUAUUUUUUGCAGAAUCAAGGCUGUUGUUUACCACCAUGUUGACCCAGAUAUGUCCUCAUUAUACCUCAGCUGACCUAGAUCCAUAAGAAAUAUUUGAUGCAAUCAAAGUCUAUGGGGGUUAUUGAAGUUCUCCACAUAGCCAACCAGCAUUAUUUUCAACUGUGCAAAGGGUUCAUAUACCUCAUCAGAGGUCUUUCACCACCAAGGACAUUUAUAAGUGUAUGCCUAUGUGCACUGGUGUGAAUAAAGGAAAGAGAAGUGUGGGAGAUUGUGGCGGAGGGUGUACCUCGGAUGCAACCAUUUUUGCAGCCCUCAGCCAAUCAGGCGGCAAGCAGCAAGCAUCCGCCUUUAUAAUUGGCUGACUUUCCCGAUGGACAAGAUGAACCACAGCUCAGCAGAGGCAGAAGUGGAGACCAUAGAGCCGCUGCGAUACCUCAGUAAAGGGGAGGCCGCGGCCAUAGAGACAGAGCUGCUGAAGGACUACAGGUUUGGACAGCAGCAGCUCAUAGAGAUCUGGGGACAGGCCUGUGCCCUCGCCAUCACCAAGGCUUAUCCUCUGAGCUCUCUAUCGAAGAAGCAGCCAACAGUCCUGGUGAUUUGUGGCCCAGAUCAAAAUGGCUCCAUCGGCCUGGUUUGUGCCAGACACCUGCGCAUAUUUGAAUAUGAGCCCACCAUCUACCAUCCCAAGAGGUCAUCCCAGAGCCUCCACCAAGACUUCACGGUGCAGUGUGAGAAGAUGGACAUUCCCUUCCUGUCAUACCUGCCCACGGAGGUGCAGCUCAUAAAUGAUGCCUAUAACCUAGUGAUUGAUGCAAUGCUGGGCCCGGAGUCAGACAUAGGCAACAUUAAGGAGCCCUACUCUGGCAUUCUGGGUACUCUGAAGCAAGUGAAGAUUCCUAUAGCCAGUGUGGACGUGCCUUCAGGUUGGGAUGAAGAGGAGGCCACCCAAGACGGCAUUCACCCUGAAGUCCUCAUCUCGCUCACAGCACCCAAAAAGUGUGCUGCCAGUUUCUCGGGGAAGCAUUACUUGGCCGGACGCUUCCUGCCGUACGACAUCCAGAAAAAAUAUGAGCUCAAUCUCCCAGACUUCCCCGGCACAGACACUCUCAUCGAAUUGUAACACAAGUGGAACCAUUAUGGGUUAACAUGGCUACUGUUCCUAUUCUCUUCACUUGUUUUGUAUUUGAAAGAUGUUGUUUAAUGUUAAUGCUGUCUCAGUUCUGUAGAUCAGCCUUUGGAGUUGUACUGCGAUGAUGUCAAAACUCUACUUCCGGGUCCAGUGGAAUUUCAGCUUCUUUUUUUGAGUGGUAAAUGCCAUUUGUGUGCACUUUUAGACAUACAUUAUCAUAUUGCUUUCCAAAAUAGUGUUCAGGAUUUCAGUCCCUAGACCUUUUCCUGUUAUGGACAUCAUUUUGAAAACUUAUGAUUUAGAUAGAAUGUUUAGCUGUAUCACUUAUACCUCAUGGAUACACAAAAGAUAAAUAUUAUAUUUCCAGUGGUACAGAUAUAUUGUUAAGGCAGCUCUUGCAGUCAAAAUAAGACCACUUUGUGCAUCUAAUUAUAAAGUGUUCUUAUCCUCUACGAAUCAGGAAUUAGUACUGGUGGGCUGUUAGCGUGAUAGUUGUUAGAGGAUAAUUAGGAUGCUAGCAAUGCGUUAGGAAAGUGAGGAAUAAUUUUGGACCACUGCAUAAGAGUAUAAUAUGCACUAGUUUUGUUUGUUUUCAUGUUUUUAAGCCCGUAGGUUUCAGGUACAGCACCUUUAGCCCAAAUCUCUGCUCUUUCUGUUUAUGGAUGUUAGGACCCAUGACAUCACACUACACAACUCCACAGCUACAUGUGCUAUUGAGAUACAGUAGGAGGUGCAUAUUUAGAUACAGUGGUGCCAGUCAUGUCUUUAGCCAAUGGCAUGAGGAGAUUUAUGUUUCACAUUGUUGAUGCAGUAGCAUUUGGCCUGUUACUCUUUAAGUACUAUAUUACAGACGAAAUGAUUUUUUUAUGCUAUACACUGGAGUUUUGUUUUGGUCCUAUAUUUAUACGUAAUAUUUGAUUGACGUGAGAGAUUGUUUUCUGU